GCCCCGUCCCGCGUGCAUGAUCACCGACUCGUGCAACCCAUGGACGGCAGAUGUCGCUCGUGAGUUCCGGAUGCCACGGUUCAUCUUUCACGGGCCUUCUUGCUUCGUCCUUCUAUGCUUCAUUCUCAUGUUACAACACGGGAUCUACGACCGCAUAACCGAUGAUUUCGAGCCCAUCCUCGUACCUGGGAUGCCGCAACCUGUCGAGGUCACCAAAGCCCAGGCACCAGGAUUCUUCAAUAUGCCAGGGUGGGAAAAGCUUCGAUCGGAGGUUUUCGAAGCAGAGUCGACGGCGGAUGGGGUGGUGAUGAACACUUUUGAUGAUCUGGAGCAUUCAUUUAUUGAGCUUUACAGGAAGGUGACGGGAAAGAAUGUCUGCACUAUCGGGCCAUUAUCUCUCUGCAACAAGGAUCUUGACGACAAGGCUGCGAGAGGGAACAAGUCUUCUAUCGACCACCACCGAGUUCAAAGUUGGCUCGACUCGAGGGAGCCAAAGUCCGUACUCUACGUUAACUUUGGUAGCAUUGCGCGGACGCGCCGUUCCCAACUCAUUGAAAUGGGGUGCGGUUUGGAGGAAUCCAACCAGCCCUUCAUCUGGGUGAUCAAGGAUGUGGAGAGGACGCCGGAGGUGGACAAAUGGUUGUCGGAGGGAUUCGAGGAGAGGGUAAGCACCAGGGGUCUUGUAAUUAAGGGGUGGGCGCCGCAGGUGGUCAUCUUGUCUCACCCUGCUAUAGGAGGAUUUAUGACGCACUGUGGAUGGAACUCGGUGCUGGAGGCCGUGUCCGCGGGCGUGCCAAUGAUAACAUGGCCUUAUUUUGCAGACCAAUUUAUCAACGAGAAGCUGGUUGUGAAUGUGUUGGGCAUUGGCGUGGCAAUUGGGGUGAAAGUGCCCAUCUUCUAUUUCAGUGACGAUGGUCCACCGGCAGUGAAGAGGGAUGACAUAGGGAAAGCAGUCUCUAGGUUGAUGGACAAAGGGGAGGAGGGUGAAGAGAGAAGAAAGAUGGCCAAGGAGCUGGCUGGAAAGGCUGUGAGGGCAGUGGAAGAUGGAGGGUCAUCCACGGAGAACAUAGCACGCUUGUUUCAGUACGUCCUCGAGCAUGGAAACAACGAUUCUGAAGAUAAAAAACACAAUAUUUGA
Messenger RNA from Phoenix dactylifera (date palm), 1138 nucleotides. NCBI's taxonomy places the organism in Eukaryota, Viridiplantae, Streptophyta, Magnoliopsida, Arecales, Arecaceae. The record is from RefSeq and is a predicted model, not a curated record.